AUGAAAACUCCUAUUACACUUAUGAUAAAGUUGAAAACUUGGACAAAUGUGACAAACAAUCUGAAUUAUAAAACUAAUCCAAUCUCUUUUAAAAAGAUGAGCGGAGAGCAACCUGCAAGUCCGAAUGAAUGCUUGAAGAUACCUGCCUGGAUAACAGAGGAAUAUUUUAUAGACAUUCUAGAGAAAGAUGUACCUGACUUUGAAAGUAUUAGGCAAUUUACGCCUAUAGCGGCCACAGCGCCGGGUGAAAACUAUACUUCUAUAAUGGUUCGUGUAAUCAUCGAUGUGGAGAUUAAAGAUAAGCAAAUGCAACGAGUCUCUUAUAUUGUGAAAACCGAUUUAGAGACGAGCGAGGCCAGAGCUGUGAUAAAUUCGAUGAAUUUUUUUCCGAAAGAGAGACGAAUGUACGCUUCUUAUCUGCCAAAGUUUGAGCAACUUUAUCGCGAUAUUGUCGGGCUGGAAGUGCAAUUUGCUCCGCGAUGUAUGCGUAUAGAAGAGACUCCGGAACGUAUCACUUUAGUUAUGGAGGAUUUAAAAUGUAAAAAUUUCAAAAAUAUCGAUCGUUUAAACGGUUUCGAUAUGUCACACGUAACAGCUGUUUUAAGAAAACUGGCGGAAUUUCAUGCUGCUUCAGCGGUUUAUGAAGACCGUAACGGUCCUUAUGAAUCUUUGUACUACGAUAGCUUCUUUAAUGAAACGAAUCGUUCAAAAUUCAAUGAAAUGUAUUCAUUACGUAAAGAUAUAUUUAGAAAAGCUAUGCUUGAAUGGGAUCUGGAAGAUGUGGAGAAAUAUUUAUCAAAGUUUCCCGAGGCUGACGAAUUCUAUGAAGAAAAUGUACGUAUAAAUCAGGUCGAUCCUUCCGAAUUCAAUGUCCUUAAUCAUGGCGAUUGCUGGUCAAACAAUAUUAUGUUCACUUAUAAUCAAAAUAAUGACAUUGAAGAAGUAAUUUUUGUUGAUUUUCAAAUCAGUAAAUGGGGAUCACCCGCCCAAGAUCUAUGGUAUUUGAUAACAAAUUCGGUUGCUUUAGAUAUAAAAGUCAAAGAAUUCGAUCAUAUCAUACAAAUCUAUCAUCAACAUUUACUUAAAUGCUUACAACUCCUGAAGUAUGCGAAAAAAAUGCCGACAUUAAAAGAAUUGCAUAUAACAAUGUUGAAGUACGGAUAUUGGGGAGUAUUCACCGCUAAUAUUAUAACUCCUGCUGUAUUAUUGCCUUCCGACAAGGACGCCAAUAUGGAUAGUAUGUUAAAACCUGGUCCCGAGGGUGAUCAAUUUCGUUUCAAGGCAUUUACAAGCCCAUUCUACAAACAAGCCAUGCGUCAACUCUAUCCAUUCCUCUACAAUAAAGGAAUCUUUGAUAUAACUCGAAUAGUGAUGGCGACGGCUAAGACAACUAAUAUAGAAAAUCCUAAUGAAAAUCUGCGAAUACCUGCGUGGAUAACAAAAGAAUAUUUUAAGGAAAUAUUGGCCACUGAUGAACCGGACGCCCUGUAUGUUAAACAUUUCACGCCUACAGCGGCUAUACCGCCAGGAGAAAAUUUCACUUCUAUAAUGCUGCGAAUACAUGUCGAUUUAGAAAUGAAAGAUGGUUGCGUUAAACACAAAUCGUAUAUAAUGAAGACAAUGUUGGACGAUGAUGAGAGCGAUGAUGUCAUUAAUAAACUAUCUUUAUUCCCCAAAGAAAUGAUCGUAUAUCGAGAGUAUAUACCAGCGUUUGAAAAUUUUUAUAAAAACAUUGGUUGGCCUAUAAAAUUAGCACCGAAAUGCUUGCUCGCUGAGCAUAAAAACGGACGCAUUAAUUUCGUUUUCGAGGAUUUACAAGAACAACAUUUUAAAAAUCCUAAACGUUUGCAAGGUUGUAGUAUGCAAUUGAUGGUUGCUUCCCUUCGCAAAUUGGCUGAAUAUCAUGCGGUCAGUGCUGUUUAUGCUGAAAAAAACGGACCAUUCCCGACGGACUUUCAAUAUGGAUUCUUUAAUAAAGAUCUAGACAUGGAAAUAAUGCGAAACGCUUAUGAAAUGAAAAUCAAAGAAUACAAAUUGGCCAUGAAACAAUGGCAACUAGAUAAUGUUGAAGAAUACAUAAGAAAGAUCCCGACGUUUGAACAGUACUGGAAAUGUGGUCUAAGUACUUUGCAACAAAAGGAAAAUUCUUUUAAUGUUUUAACUCAUGGCGAUUUUUGGAGCAGCAACAUCAUGUUCUCUGAGGAUCCCAUAGGAUCCCAUAUAAACAAUAUAAUCAUUGUGGACUUUCAAAUCUGUAAAUGGGGUAGUCCGGCUGAGGAUUUGUUAUUCUUUCUCACCAUUUCACCCGAGAAGGAUAUACGUAUAAGAGAAUUUGAUAAUUUCAUUGCUAUUUAUUACAAACGUUUAAUGGAAUGCUUGAAAGCUUUAAAUUAUCAGAAACCCUACCCUAAACUGAGAGAUCUUCAUAAAGAUAUUUUAGAUCAAAGGCAUUCAUUUUAUGCUUUCUUUGCGGUUUUUAAUCACUUGCCCGCUAUUCUGAUGCCAACCGAUAAGGAUUCAAAUAUACACAACUUUUCUCGCAAUGACGAAUAUGGUAAAAAGUUACGUCUAAAAAUGUACACUAAUCCCCGCUACGUGCAAGUUGCGAAAGAUCUAUUUCCGUUUUUUCACACACGUGGCAUAUUUAAUUUUGAAGAUUAUGAUGAAUAAGAACAGAUUCGUCUAA
This is a messenger RNA of Glossina fuscipes, 2686 nucleotides long. RefSeq lists its product as uncharacterized. The transcript has 7 exons. The coding region runs from base 1 to 2670 and encodes 889 amino acids. The record is from RefSeq and is a predicted model, not a curated record. Lineage: Eukaryota; Metazoa; Arthropoda; Insecta; Diptera; Glossinidae.